Messenger RNA from Adineta steineri, 1239 nucleotides. Lineage: Eukaryota; Metazoa; Rotifera; Eurotatoria; Adinetida; Adinetidae. The record is from the annotation of a GenBank genome assembly.
AUGUCUUCUGAUUCAAGAUCGUCUAGUUUUGAAGAUAUAUCGUUAGAAGCAGCACUCGCAACUUUAGAUGAAAUACAAGGAAGUUAUGAUGUUAUUAUUGAAUUUCAUUCAGCUGAGGAUAUACCAAAGAUGGAUGUAAUCGGACAUGCUGAUCCGUAUUUUAUAGCAAGUAUUGAUGAUCAGAUAUCAUAUACAUCUUCUAUUAUUCCCAAUACGGGAACGCCUAAAUGGGAAGAUGAAAAAUGGAUUGUUCGUAAUAUUCCUGCCGAUGCUAAACUUACAGUUAAAGUUUAUGACAAAGAUGAAGAUACAGUUAGUGAUGAUCAUGUUGGUGAUUUUGAGAUUGAUAAUUUAAUUGAUUAUAAUGCACCACCAAACGGUCAUGAAAUACUUGGUCCGUCUAAUCAUAAGAAUGGUUAUUUUCAUUUAUCUAUCGAGUCGAUGAAAUCAUCUGAUGAAACUAAACAUCUUCCACCUUAUACAUUCGAUGGUCCUUGUCGAUACUUUCGUCAUGACUCAUUUGCUGUUGGUCGUUUAACUAUGCUCAAUACUGAUUAUGUUUAUUCAACAUGGAAAAUACAAAUACGACGAAUUUCUGAAUUUUUUAAACCUUGUGAUCGACAAUAUUGGAAUAAACAUUAUCUUGCUGCUCAAACUAUAUUUGGUUUUUGUCCUGUUUCUACAGCAUCCCAAAGUACUAUUAAAUUAGCACAUAAGAUUCUCUAUGGUCGAACAAUAAAAAACACGGAAAGUGGUCAAUUAACAAAUGCUGAUCAGUUAUGGAAAUCGAUAUUCUCCAAUCCAAUAUCAAAAAAAAUUAAACCGUCUAUUUAUUCCUAUGUUAUCGAUGAUAAUACAUGGCGAUUUAGUGAAACUGAUGCUCACUUCUUUGCUGAUUAUGCAAGUAAACAUGCAUUAUUAGCGAAUUGUUCAAAAUAUGUUCGAUAUGCUGGUGAAUUUCAUCCUCGUCCAAAAUAUGGCUGGGAUAGAUGUGAUGAUGAAUGGGAAUUAGUAUUUGACAAUGCAUCUGGAACUUAUGCACCAGAUGCUAGUCUAUUAAAUAAUUUGAAAGAAUUAUUAAUAUUUAAUUUUCCUGGUUUAGAUAUUGUUACAUACGACCAUGAUGAUCCGCAAUUAAAAGAAAGUUUAGAACAAUUAAAAAACUCAGCAGAAAAAUAUCUAAACAGUACAACGACAAUUCAAAAACUUGUAAUGAACUGUCCUACGUCAGCUAAAUAG